GCCGUCAGCGGAACUAAGGCGGACCAGAAACGCAGCUUGUUUUCAGGGGGACUCAAAACAUCGUCGUACACGUGUCGUUUCACGGGUAGAAGCUUUAUCCUGAGGUGAUGUCUCCAGGUGUCUUGUUUGGGAUGUGUGAAGCAGAAAAGAAGGACCUGUAUGCUGUCCUGGGAGCCAGUCCCUCAGACUCAGUCCAGCAGCUCAGACACAGAUACCAGCAGCUGGCCUUACAGUACCACCCAGACCGUCUCAGAGGUGAGUGUUCUUCAGAGGCAGAAUCUGGUGUGAAGACGUUUCUAGAAGUUGACGCAGCCUGGAGGAUCCUCAGUGACCAGAACACCAGGAGACAGUAUGACCUGCAGAGGAGAGCACAGGAACUCAAACAGGACUGGCCAGUAGAUUCUACAGUCUGUUUGGAGGACAUGACCUGGGACCAGGAUGAGUGUGUAUUUACAUACUGUUGUCGCUGUGGAGGAGGAUUCAGCGUUUCAGAGGAAGAGGUGGAGGAGGAGACACAGCGGAGGCAGCAGGAUGAUGAAGAGGAGGGAACAGUGGAAGGACAGAACAGAGGAGUGGUAGUCUGCUGCGAUACAUGUUCCCUCAGUGUGUACGUCACAUGGUCAUUACAUAGAAAGACUCCAACCUCAAAAUGGCAACAAUAAUACUUGGAAACCUUUCACCUUUGAUACAAUGAAGCAAGUGUUUGUUCAACAUUUCCCUUCUUGGAAGCCAGCAGUAAAUCAACAGAACAUACUUUGGGUUGGCGGAAGCAGACAGUGCAAGAGUUGUGCUCUGUUGCUUAGAUAGAGCUCAGCAUCUCAGAUUUCAUGUUCAACAACUCCAUCACUUUUGUUUAGGAGCCCAUAAAGCAAGGCAACAAACUUCCAAUAAAACGGCUCAUUGUCUGACCCACUGAGAACAACUUACUGUGUAUGUAUGGGCCUGUUUGGAUGUUGUCUGGGGGUGACUGUUGCUUCCCUUUGUAAACAAUAGGUUAUCAGCAGCAAUAGCUAAGUGCUGGACAUUUGGCUUGGCACUAUGGCAGUAGACAGCAUGUUUUACUGCAGCUGUGCAGUCAAUGUAACAUUUAUUACUUUUUGUAUAUAUUCCAUUUAUGCUAAAAUUUCUUAUAAAGGAAAUUAUACUUUUUGUAAUAGUAAUACUAAUAAUGAAUAAUAAUGAAUGAGAACAAACAAUGGACAACAAUUUAAACAGGAACGGGAACAAGAAAUGCAAUUUCGGAGGAAAUAAAGGAGCAAAGUGCUAUAAAUGAGGAUGAAGUCAUAUCCAUCCUAACACGGUUAAAAUAGUUAAUAAAAAUAAGAAUCAAAAGCCUGUCCAGAACGGGCCUUAAAGGUUAUCAAUAAAAUAUUAAAAUCAAUUCUAAAAUGACCUGGAAGCCAAUGAAGAGCAGCUAAAAUAGGAGUAAUCUGGUGUCUUGGUUUUGGUAAGGAAUCUGGCUGCUGCAUUUUGGACAAACUGUAAUGUAUGUAAAUUUUGGUGGUUAAAACAUGUAUAGAGAGAGUUGCAGAAGUCCAAAUGAGGAAAAAAUAGCAAGUAUGACCAUCUCUAGGUUUCUACUGGAUAAAAUUGAACUGAUCUUGGAGAGUCUCCUGAGCUGAAGAAAACAAUGGACAGCAUUGUUAAAACAGAGUUAAUAUGCUUUUUCAAGCUCAGGUUGUUAUCAAAGGUGACACAAGAUUUUUACUGUUGCUAAGUUUUGGGAGAAAGAGCACAGCUGCCCUGAGCUAUUAACAUUAACUGUAUCAGGGCCUAUAGGAAUUACCUCAGUCUUACUGAUAUUUAGUUGCAUUUUAGGUCAAGAAUGCAGUCACGGAGUAUAUUGAUUUUGAUGAUAGUAAUUGGGGUUAAGAGAGAAAUACAAGUACAAUACAAACACCUGCAUAGGAUGCUUAUGCCUGCAGUUGACAUGCCCCAAGGAUAGCACGUAUGAAGAGAACAAGAGAGGUCCAAGGACAGAGCCCUGGGUUACCCCUCAGGUCUUCUUCAUUGGACUAAUGGCUACACUAAGAAUAACUAAUUUGAAGUGACAGUUACAGAGAGUGGAGACAGUGGUGACACCCUGAUGAGAGGGAGAGGAGAGAGAGA
Messenger RNA from Lates calcarifer (barramundi perch), 2109 nucleotides. It is a transcript of the gene dnajc24, whose product is annotated as DnaJ (Hsp40) homolog, subfamily C, member 24. Gene Ontology annotation, molecular function: ferrous iron binding; ATPase activator activity. The coding region runs from base 108 to 662 and encodes 184 amino acids. The transcript has 5 exons. The record is from RefSeq and is a predicted model, not a curated record. Gene Ontology annotation, biological process: positive regulation of ATP-dependent activity. Lineage: Eukaryota; Metazoa; Chordata; Actinopteri; Centropomidae.